Molecule: messenger RNA, 4973 nt
Organism: Mugil cephalus (flathead mullet)
Lineage: Eukaryota; Metazoa; Chordata; Actinopteri; Mugiliformes; Mugilidae
Gene: cntln
Product: centlein, centrosomal protein
Exons: 27
Coding region: 327-4295 (1322 amino acids)
Biological process (GO): protein localization to organelle; centriole-centriole cohesion
Cellular component (GO): centrosome; centriole
Source: RefSeq, a predicted model, not a curated record
GCCGUCUCCCUGGUUACUAGCGUCGGUGUCUUCCACUGACAAAGUUUAUUUUGUGUUUGUAGAAAAGAUGCUCUGGACACUUUUUUCUUGGGUGAUUAAACAUAAAACCGCUGGAAACAUGUCGUGACGUUGCCCGGAGCAAUGACUUCCCGUGGAAAGCUGUCAACUAGAAAAAAAGGAAAAUAUUGCUGUGAUUAGGGGCUAACGUUAGCUAAGCUAGCUACAGUAGCACUGCCCUGUAUGGAAAACAACGCAGUGUUUUUGUUAGCGGUUCUGUCACGGUGUUAAAACUCAACUGCUUAGAAAGUUAACGAAACGGUCUGAAAAUGUGCUCCAACGACGUCACUUACAUCCUCGAUCUGGAGGAGCAGGUGAAGAAUUUGUCAAAGGAGUUAGUAGAAUGCCAGGCAGACAAGGAGUUUGUGUGGUCCCUGUGGAAACGUCUGCAAGUGUCAAAUCCGGACUUGACCGAGGCCGUGAGCCUGGUGGUUGAGCGUGAGAAGCGCAAAGCUGAGGCUAAAGACAGCAAGGUGUUGGAGAUCCUCCAGUGUAAAGACCACAGGAUACAAGAGCUGGAACAGACGGUGACAGAGCAGCAGCAGGAGAUGAACAAGAUGGCACAGAGCAGGACGACGGUGGAGGAGGAGAGGGAUUUAAUGAAGAGGGAGCUGACAGCUCUGCGUGAACAACUGGUCAAUAAGAGUCAGGAACUUCAGGAAACGGAGACGGAGCGUAGGAGGAGAGCGGAGGAGGAGCGGCAGGUGGUACGGGCUCUGGAGGAGGAGAAAGAGGGAUUAACGUCCCGCUGCGCCGCCCUGCGAGCUGACCUGGAGGAGAGGCAGAGGCAGGCCGACAGCCAACGAGACCAGAGGGAUGCUGCACAGGCCAGAUUAAAGGGUCUGGAGGAGGAACUGCACAACGCCUGGCAGCAGCUGUCUGCCGCCCAGAGCCGCAGUAGCAGUCUAGCAGCUGAGCUUUCUUCCAAAGAGCAGGCGGUAGCAGCAAAAGAGGAGCAACUCGAUCAACUUCGUCGUGAGUUUGCGGAAGUGCAGACUCUGUACAGGCAGAGCACGGAGCAUGCGGCGGAGCAGAGCCACCUGAUCAAGCAACUGGAAGGACUCAACCUAGACACACAGCGAGUCCUGAGGAACCAAGAAGAGGCUCAUUCUGCUGACACCACCUCCUAUCAGCGGCUCUACCAGGAGUUGAGUCAGUGCUACCAGACUCUCAUGUCUGGUGAGGCCAAGCUCCGUCAGAGUCACCAGGAGCUCAGCAACCAGUUGACUCAGAAAGACCAACGCAUUUCAGAACUCCAGGCCCAGCUGCAACAACAGCAGGAACAAAUCCAACUCCAGCAACAACAGCAGCAACAAAUCCAUCUUCAGCAACAACAGCAGCAACAAAUCCAACUUCUGCAACAAAUCCAGCUUCAGCAACAACAGCAGCAACGUGCUCAGCAGGCAAUUAAUCCCUCACCAAACAGACAAACCAACUUUAAGGCUGUGGGAUCAGACCAGGCAGAUGUGGCAGCGCAGAGACCUAGCCCUCACUCGGACCAGGCCUCCUCUCGAAGUUCAGAUCCUAAGCCAGAGGACCAGAGUCUCCACCGCAGGUCCACCGGCUCUGUCAGUAGACAGCAGGGUGCACCUGUGCAGAGGUCCAGGUCUCUGUCCCCAGCCAGCAGUGUGGGGAUGGGAAGUGGGAGGAUGAAAGCAGCAGAACAGAAAAUGCAAGACCUCGCGGAGCUACUGCAAUUGAAGAUCGAGGAGAAUGAGGAGCUGAGAAAGGCUCAUGAUAAACGCCGGGACCGCCUGUCUUUGAUUCAGGCCAGCUACAAAACCGUCAGAGAUCAGCUGAAAGAGGUGGAGAAAUCGAAUGGCGCGUCAAACGGAAGGACGCAGCGCGCAGCGUCGUGGCAGCUACGACAAGAGAACAGCGAUGCGGUGUGGAAUGAGUUGGCCUACUUGAAGAACCUCACCAGGAAACUGUCCCUUGAAAAAGCUGGCCUGGAAGAGGAGCUGGACAUGCUGAGAGUCCAGGCAGCUAUGGACCGAGCCACAGUGAAGGAGCUCCAUCUGUGUCUUGCUAACGAACACCAAGAAUUGCUUCACAAAAUGGUUGAGGAGCACCAGGUCAAAAGCAGCACUCCGAAAAAGCCUUCUCUUUCUUCUGGCCGAAUGGAACAGUCAUUUAAAAAGAUUGAGCAGCUGGAGCGGAGGAUGAUGUCCCUAGAGGAGCAGACAGAGAGGCUGAGGGGAGAGAAAGAGCAGCUACUUGAGGCCAACGCACACUUGGCUCUCGACUGCCGCAGACUCCAAGCCACCGUGGAUCAUCUGCGGACCCAGGAAGCUGAGCGCGAGGAAGCAGCCUGCGCCCAGGCCCUGGCCCAGGGGGAGCGACACCGCGUCGAAAUCGCGGCUCUGGAAGGCCGGCUGGCGGCGUCUCAGAAGGAGGCGACGAAGCUGCAUCAUCAGCUGCUGAAGCUCAGGCAGGACCUGGGGAUUCUCAGAGCCGCCAGGGACUUUUAUAGGAAUCGGGCAGCGGCACGUACGCGGGCAAGCGGGAUCGCUAACAACAUUAGCGGCAAGGUCAAAUUCAAAACAACCAGGCGCAUGGGUCUGCCGCGCCAGCACAGCCACCGAACGCUCAGCCCCAAUCAAGCCAUCAGCUGGCAAGGCCGCAGCCCCAGUCCCACUAAGGACGAGUGGGAGGACAUGAGCAUAGACAGCGACAGUGGUGAGGAAUACUCGGACAGUCUCAACAGCGCGCCCUCUGGGACAGCACCUUACAGACUGCAUGCUAAGAGAAAGUCCUACAGGUGCUCACCGAUCUCAAACACGGAAGCGGCAAAAUCUAACAGAAGACAACCUGAUGUUCUGGCCCAAGACGAUAAACAGCGUGAGCCCUGGGAACGAGGGACAAGAGGAGAGAAAAGGAGGCGGAAGAGGAAGAGGAUGCUGAUGAAGGCCCAGCGCUGCUCCUCCUCCUCCUCGUCUCUGCAGCAGCAGCGCGUUGAGUCUCUACAGCGUCACGUCGACAUACUGCGAAGUGCCAGGAAAGAUGCUGUGAUUUCAGCAAGAGAUCUGCGAAAGGCCAACGAGAUGAUCACUGCACAGCUCAACUCCCUCUCGGAGAAGCUCUGCAGCAGCAAGCAGCUCACUCAGAAGCUGACCUCUGACCUGGCCGGUGUGGAGCAGCAGAAAAAGGUUUUGGAGAUGGAGCUGGAGCAGUGGAGGCAGAUAAAGUUCCCAGCGCAAACUGCACCACCACCACCACCACCACCACCACCAGCACCAGUAAAUCCAGAGUGCUCCUGCCAGGCCCUCGAGGCUGAAGUCAAACAACUACAAGCGAAAGUUAAGAGUGCAAGUGCAGAGGUCACAAGACAGGUGGCGGCGAACAAAGCUCUGCGAGGCCAGCUCCAGGAGAAGGAGGACAAGCUCUGCCAGCUGCAGGACAAGGCGAGCCACACAGAGCGAGAUGUGAACAUGAAAAGGCAUCUGGUGGAGGACCUGAAGACAAGGCUGAAGUUCCUGCAGGAGAUGGAGAAAAGUUACAGGGGGCAGGUGGAGGAGCUAGAAAAGAAGGUGAAGACUUUAUCAGAGGAGGCCAGCAACAGGAAAGCCCUCGUUGAGUCUCUUAAGAGAAGGCUGAAUGUGGCUACAACUGAGAAAACCCAAUAUCAAGCCUCCUGCACAAAACUGAAAGAGGACCUGGAAAAAAAGGAGCAGCGCAUGCACGCCCUACAGGCUCGUUUGGGAGCCAGCGAACAGGCUCUGGCUGCACUGGAACAGACAGCCACUGAGCAAAUGGAGGGGUUGACCCAGCAGAGCUCCCAUGCCUUGGAAAGGCUUCAGAGACAGCUAGGCCAGGCCUAUUCCCAGCUGGAGCAGCUUCAUUCUUUUAUUAAGGCUCUGGCCAGCGAAAUACUCUUAGACGUUCAAGAGGUCAAGCAGCAGUUGAUGAAGAGGAGGAGGUUGAGGCAGGCCAACUCUGUGGCGGCAAAGGGCGGCCUCUCAGCCAAGUCCAUGAUCAAAGCCAAGUCCAUUGCUGCCUCCAUCCUCAAUAUGUCAGAGAAUGAUCUCGCGGACAUAAUGGAAACUGAUCAGGCGAUCGCAACCUGCCCAGAGGGUGCCAGAGACCAGGAGUGGCUGGAACACCUCAACCACAUUCUCCAGCAGAAGAUCCCCUCUGCCGGCCAGCUAAUGGAGGCUGUGCGCGUGAAGAUGAAGGAGAGGAAAGUGCUGACAGAAGAGCUGGCCACGCUCGCAACACCAGUCAGCGAAAAAGCCUGACUCCCUGGGCUGAGGCUGGGAAAACUGUCAUCCUCUUCUUUUUCCUCCCUCCCUUUCUCCUCUCCCUCCCCAGUUCCUGCUCAGUGGGAGCCGGGCUGAGCCAAGCUGAGCCGGGGCAGCAGAACCAAUAUUUGUGAGAAAAAGCGCUGUCGACUCACUCUGGGCCACUGGCUCAACGCAGCAGCCCCGGCUUUUGUAAAUGAGCCCUCGACAUCUGUGUUAGCGCUCACCGCACUACGUCUAUCAGACAGGGCCCUUCAGUGCCAAGCUAAUUUACAGUACAGCCACUCUGCUCCACAGUCGACGCAGGCCCGGGGUGAUAAGGCAAGUGCUUACUCUAAUGUUUAAGUUACACUUUUUUCAAAAAAAAAAAAACUUUUUUUCUUUACCUUUCUCCCUAAUUUAUUUGGCGCCUCGAGGACCUUAGGGUGCAGGGACUUGACCUGCCAAUGCAAGGUCGACACUUUGAGAAAGUCCAGUGCAGCACAGAAUAUUCACUGAAGGAGGUUAGAUCCAUUUAGCAAACGUCAUAGUACAGUGUCUUGUGAGAGCCCGUCCAGUGAUAAAUGAUUCUGUUUCAUUUAUCAUAUAUUUAUUUUUAAAGGAUAUUAACUUUGUUUUGGGGUGAUUGCUCUUUAUUUGUUGUUUUUUUUUUAAUAAAAAACCACAUUGAAGUUC